AUGGGCUACGGAGAGCUAAAUGGUAACGCAGGAGAAAGAGAAGUGUCGUUAAAGGGCCUGUGCUCUGAUGAAGCCACCACCCCAGGAUCUAGGGUACCCAAUGGCAGCCAGCAGCUCGUCGACACUAACGUGACCCCAAAGCAGACGGUGAAGGCCAGUGCUUUGGGGAAAGCUGGAAUCAAACCCAAGAACUUCAUUCAGAAAAAUAGCAUGGACAAAAAGAAUGAGAAGUCCUAUGAAAAUAAAGUUAGAGAAAGCCAGUCCUCGGAGAAGCCAGAGGGAGUGUCUAUUCCAAACGGUGUAGUAACCAAUAAUUCUAGUUAUAUCACGAAUGGCUACGUAGGCAAAGGGGCCGAUAACGAUGGGAGCGGCUCCGAGAGUGGAUAUACUACACCUAAAAAACGGAAAGGCAGGCGCAACAGUGCCAAGGGUUGUGAGAACUUGAAUCUAGUACAGGACAAAAUCAUGCAACAGGAGGUCAGCGCACCAACCUUAAAACAGGAACUUGAGAGUUUCAAGCCUGAUUAUAGCGAACAAAAGGGGAACCGAAUUGAAAAUACUAAGCCCGUUUGGAAAUACGAGGCUGGGGCUGGUGGAGCAGGCCGGGGAAAGCCUGGGCUUGGGGAUGUACAGCGAAAAAACUCUGAUGCCAAACCUGGGAUUAGCAGCAAGAAGUUUGAUGACCGGCCCAAAGGGAAGCACGCAUCGUCAGCUACGUCUAAAGAGGACUCAUGGACCUUGUUUAAACCACCCCCGGUUUUUCCAGUGGACAAUAGCAGUGCUAAAAUUGUUCCCAAAAUAAGUUAUGCAAGCAAAGUUAAAGAAAACCUCAACAAAGCAGCUCAAACCCCAUCCACGUCGUCUUCGUCGUCUUCGUCAUCUGCUGGGGAAACUCAGGCCCAAACAUCGAGUCGACUGUCCCAAGUCCCCAUGUCUGCUAUGAAAUCUGUUACUUCUGCCAGCUUCUCCAACGGGCCCAUCCUCGCAGGGACUGAUGGAAGUGUCUACUCUCCAGGGACCCAGCCACUGCUCUCCACUGCUGCUAGUACUGUACCAUCCGCCUCCCCCGAGUCAGCACCCCAGGACACGAGCACCACCGCGACAGCUCUCGAACAAAAGAAGUCUAGCCUUUUUAUCUACCCUUCAAAUAUGCAAACUGUGCUUCUGGGUGCAGCGCAAGUCGAUUUCCCCUCGCAGACGAAUCAGCAGAACCUGGGAGAUAUCUUCCAGAAUCAGUGGGGCUUGUCUUUCAUAAACGAGCCCAGCGCCGGACCCGAAACUGUUGUGGGGAAAUCUGCCGAUAAUCAGUUAAUGGAAGUGACAUUUCAAGGGGAAUAUCCUGCCACUUUGGUUUCACAGUGUGCUGAAAUCAUUCCCUCAGGAACUGAACAACCUGUGUUUCCUAAGGCUUAUGAGCUGGAUAAACGGACUAGCCCUCAAAUUCUUAGUGCUAUUCUUAAGCCUGGGACUGCUGGUGAGGGUGGUGUCUUAGCCUUGGAGUCGCAUCACACAGGUGACCUACAAAAGGCAGACACCGGUAGCCAAGGUGCUUUAGUGUUUCUUUCAAAAGACUAUGAAGUAGAGAAUCCUCUGGCCUCUCCUACGAACAAUUUGCUAGCCUCCGCCAAAGAACAGAGGUACCAGAGAGGCCUAGAAAGGAAAGAUAGCUGGGGUUCUUUUGACCUGAGGGCUGCUAUUCUAUAUCACACUAAAGAAAUGGAAUCGGUUUGGAAUUUGCAGAAGCAAGAUCCCAAAAGGAUAAUCACUUACGAUGAAGCCAUGGAUCGCCCGGAUCAAUGAAGGUAGCAAGACGAGACUGCCUGUUAUUACCUUUCUGCAGCAUUUGUGCUGUUCGUGGGGGACAAAAGGCUUUUAUGCUCCUUCUAAAUCUUCAGUGCAGCAGAGGAACCGUAACUAGAAUCACAGGAUAAUAUAUACAAAUAUAUAUAUAGUUAUUUAAAAAAUGGCAACUGAAAGUAAUUAGACUUCUUAAGGAAUCUGAAAAUUUAUUUCAACGAGACUACACACGUGAUUAUUUAAUCUCCGGUACUGAAUAGAUUUUUUUUUUCCAUUUUUUUUUGUUUUGUUUUUGUUUUAAAGAGUGAAUGCAAGUGAUUAACAAAUACAGACUCAAUUUACAAGCCCGGUUCUAAAGUUCCUGCUGUCGUCUACAUGGGCAACAGCAACCCACUGGAGAGGCAUUUCCACUUGACAAGGUUUCUGUUUCUUGUUCUGUGACUGUAGUGACACACUAAUCACAGGGAAAUCAGGAUGAUUCACCAUCCUUCAUCUCCCCUUUCCCUUCCACCUCCAAUAUUUGGGUGUUUUUUUUUUCUGUUUUGUUUUCCAUUGAAUGCUGGAGGAAACGCCUUGAAGUUUGCAGAGCUUCUAUUUUUUUUUUUUAUUAUUAUUAUUUUUUCCAGAGAAUUAUAAUCCGCAUGUUUUGCCAGGAGUAAAGCAGCCAAUCCUAUGCUGGGAAUAUUGUCUUAAAGCAUCAUUCUUCUGGGGGAAAGAUGGUAAUACUGCAGUUCUAGGAUGCAUGGUGAAGUCACACAGUUGACCUGGCUCCGGUUACACGUUGGACUCUUGCAACUGAAGAGUUGUUUUCAUUUUAAAAGACAACAUGCGAAAAUAAGCAAUCUGUUUAGGCAUUUAAUAUGGAUAAAAAAAAAAAGAAAAACAACAAAAAAAACCACUGUUCCCACAGUUUAAUGCCAUUGUAUUACUGGGAGCAAAAAAAAAAAAAAGUAUCUUCUGCUUUCAACUGUAGGUGCUUCAUAUUUGCUUUGUCUGUCUCCUAACACUAAAUGUGCUGGAUUUUUUUCCCAUUUUCAUUGGAAAACUGAAGAGGAAUUGAGUUCUGCUAACUUUCACCCUUGAAUUAUGUUUUUUCUCUUUAAAAAAAAAAAAAAAUUCAAAAGGAAAAAAAAAAGGAAAAAAAUUAAAAAAAAAAAAAAGAAAAAAAAAAAAUAGAAAAAUGGGAAUUUGAAUCCUUUUCAAUUUGUCCAUAGAAGGCCAAUGGCUGGGCUUCCUGCACCCGCCCGUUGGAAAUGCUCUUUUAUAUUUUAAUGCAGUCUGUGUAUUUCCGGGCUCUGCUUCUAAUUAUCUCUUAAUAAAAAUAUAUUUUAUUACAAAAAUGGAGGACUUAGGAAUGAAAAUAAUAAUUUAAAAAAAAAAAAAAAUAAAAAAAAAUAAAAUACAAAUCCAAGGAAAGGAAAGCUUUCUCGCAGUGGUAGAGAAGGCUGAGCAGACUGCAGGCUCCAGCUGUGUAACCCGCUCUGUCCCAUCACAGCUCGUGUAGCGCAUCCAAAUCAUCUUGGGGUUGGGUAAUUUUUCUGGGUUGAGUCUUUUGUUUUGUUUGUUUUGUUUUUUUUUUAAAAAGGUGGAAAGUUCACAGGGUCCGGUGCAAGAGUGAGCAAUGAAUGAAGCAAAAAUGGGGGUUUCUGACCUGCCCGAGCGCCACAUCAGUGCUCAUUGUGGGUGUUUGUGGCCAAAUAUGUGUCUGGGCAUCAAGGUCAGCAGCAGUUGGUGUCUCCUAAAACUAGACUGGACCCUAUGGGGCAUUACAGGAAGCAGAUAAACCCAAAACUUUUGCCUACCCCUUGUGCUUAGACUUUUCCACUUUUUUCCUUUUUUUUUUUUUCUUUUUGUUAACUUGGAGUACGUAGCAUGCUUUUUUUUUUAAAUUGUUUUUAUUCUUUUAAUGAGAUCGUUCCUGAAUGAGACGCUUAAGUUCAUGGUGGGACAAUGAAACUUAAUUCUGUACCUUUUGUAAGAUCGCUCGCUUUCUGCCACGCUUAGUUAAAGUUUGACUAUGGAUUGCCUACUCCAUUCUAUGUAUAAACUACUAUAUAGUAUAAUACUGUAGUGUAAUACUAUAUAGUAAUCAUGUAUUGUAUCAGCCCAGGUUCAGAAAUGUGUGGUUGGCCAGUCGCAAAUGGUUCUGUUUCACCCAUAAACUGUACCACCUUGACGGGUGCGUGUAACUUUUCAGAUGUAUAACAUGUUUACAGAUGUGCCCGACAUCUAGUCCUCCCACCUUCCUAGAUUUUUAAUUCUGUCGAGUCUCCCAACUGCUUGCCAAAAGUGGGAAUCGCCCCCAGCUCCGCUGCGGAAGAGCUGGGGCCUUCCUGAGCUUUAAAGUGUUGAACAAACUGGACGGCGGGACUGGGAAAAUCUUAAGGUAGAAGAAAUGUUCUCUCUUUUUUUUAUUUUCUUUUUUUUUUUUUUUCAAAUUAGUAUUAUUUUUCAAAAAGUUGAAGGCUAAUAGCAAAGUUUCCAGUUUGUUUGACUGGCUUUAAGGCUCUGCUGUGUAUUUAUUUGCCUUGUGUAGUCACUUGUCGCCUUAAGGGCUGGGUUCCAUUAAAAAAAACCAACAAAAAAAAAAAGACAAAAAAAAAAAAAAAAAAACCAGACAAAACCAAACCCUGUUCUUCUUGCCUGGGGUCUGCGCUGUCCUUGUCCCCCCCACCCCCAGCUCCACUCUUGGGGCUGCCACGAUGCAGGAGCUGAACAGCAAUAACCCGUGCUCAGCCUGACCCUUGGCGUUGAGAACGAUCCCGGUUCUUGCUGAAAUCCUUGAGGAGGCUCCUCUUGGCCUGGUCCAAUCCAUCUUCUAAACCGCGACAAGAAGUGCUGAACGCAACACGGUUCGAGUGAUGGGUUGGGUUGGGUUGGUUUUUCCCCCUUCUCUCCCCCCACCCUGAUGUUUGUCCCCCGCUGCUUUUCCUCGCUGCCGGUGGUGCCCACCCAGAACCCCUCAAUCUGCAGCUUCUCUGCUGUGUUUCUGACCAUCCUCUCUCCAGAUGUCUGUCUGUCUGUCUCCACGAGCUCCGCGGCGUGUGCUGGGUGCUGAGCAGUUACGAAAUCCUCUCUCUGAGCUCCCCGUGGCUCCGGCACGGGUGGUGUUUCUGGGAUGGACUAUUGCCUAGAGCCAGGCAGGACCCGUGGAAGAAACUUCCUCCUGCCGCCCUGUAACUCGCCCUGUCGCUAUCUGCAGUCCUCCCGAAGUCCUCACACAAUUCUUUACUGAGCACUUAUUAAAAAUAUCUUAAGAUUUAAUCUGUUUUCUGAUUUAUUUUUGUGUAAACUUAUUAAAAAAAAAAAAAAAAAAGAAAGAAAAAAAAAACACAAACCCUGAAAAUUGAGCUGUGACUAAUUUAGCACAUUUUAAACAAUGCUAAGGUGUUAACUGAUAAGUCUCAUGUUUUGGUUUUCUUUUUGUCGAUGUUGUUGUUGUUUUUUGUUUGACUCAGAGUAUUAGUACUGUAGCAUAAACCAAAUACGGCCCGGGAGGGGGUGCAGGAGCCCCCUCUGUGGGGUCUGCCCCCUCUGUGGGUCUGCCCCCCAGGGUGUCUGCGUGCGAGCAUCCCGCUCGCCGAAGGAGAGCGAGCGUGUAUUUAUUUGUGCCAUUGUUUUCAUUACACUGAGUAAAGUUUUAAAACAAAAAACCCUUAAAUACCGUGUAGUUUUGGGAAGUGGCACUAAGGGUGAAAUCGUGAGCUAUUUUUUUAUUAGCUAUGGAGAUACUAAUUCAGGUUAAGGCUUCUCUCCCGUUUCUGUUCCCGGUGUGGGUCCGGUGAGUCCCUUUCCUCCGGUUCCUGGAGUUUCUAUUUAUUGGAGUAAGGAUUCCUGCAGGGGCUGUCUCCUUUCUCCUCUGGUCUUUCCCCACUGCUCAUCCUCUGCCAGCAGGUCCUGUCGGGUGUCUCUUGACCAGGGUCUCGUGCAGCGCAGGCUGGAGUGGGUUCCACCAGCCACAUCCAGCACUGGGUCUGGGUCUGCCUUCUCUUUGGUGGGUCAGGGAGUGGUUCCUCCACUCCAAGAGAGGAUUUAAAAGCUGUUCCCAUCCCCAGUGACGGUGGUUUGGGGACCUUCAGCCUCUCUGCUCCCUCCACCCGACCGGUGGUUUGGUUGGAGUUUGGUUUUGGUUUUCAACCCACCUCAGUUGUCCCUGAAACCUGUUUCUGACGUUAGAAAUCUCUCGUCUCUUUGACAAUGUGGAGAGAGCUCCAGGGCAUGGUUUCUGUCACGAACCCACUUCAAACCGUGGUCCUUUCUGAACUGUAAAUCCCACUGUUUGCCUUUCGUAGCUGCUGUGAGCUUCUCUGAAAUGUGGAAAAGAUACCCAAUUCUCGUUAGCUUGUGAGUACACCAGCUGUUCAGCGACUGGGAGCGGGCGGUGGGUGACCUGGCCAGCUAAACCAGAAGGAAAAUUGCUUCCUGCUGGGGAAAAAAAAGAUAAAAAAGAGAGGUGGAAGUUGUCCUCUCAGUUUUGUGUGUAAUUAGUGCUCUUACCUUCAAGAGAGUGUUCCUGUAGCAUGGUGGCAUCCUUUCCAGAAGUGGCCAGUGGGUGACUUCAGGGACACCUGGGAGCGAUGGCAUUCAUAGGCGUCUUUCAGGAUUGCUGGUAGUUUUUCCUGUGCGUUCAGUUUUUGCUCUUGAUUCAGCAUUUUUCAGUACAUGGCUAUGGUGUCCGAAGCUUUCAGCAGUCUUGUCCCUAGAUGAUUUUUCUGUGCGUACAUCCGUAGUGGUUUGUUUUCCUUGCAGAGGCUGUGUACAAAGGAGAUGGUCGAGGUCAGGGGGGGAGAGAACAAGGCUACACCUAAUUUCAAGCUGCUACCCAUUUUCACACCGGUGCGUAAGGCAGGAGGAGGGCAAGGGCUGGAGGAGCGUUGCCGUGGUGGAGCAGCCCAAGAAGUCAAAGUAAUUUUAGCUUUGGCCACCACGAGAGCGUUGUUUGUUUAUUUCCAUGCGAAAAAGCCCUGGUGCAAGCAGUUGAGAAGCAGGAACCUGGGCUGGUGGGAAGGGGCAGAAGAUGUGGGUCUGCGCUGCCGGACGCGCUGCCUUCCAGAGAUAACAGAGCUUUAGACAUUUGCACAAUCCGUGUUACACCACAGGGUAAGGCUGGCUUCCUUGGGUCCUGCUCGAGAUCCUCAAAAGUGGCAUCGCUCAGCCAGAGAUGCCAGAGGAGCAGACGUCUGGGGAGGUACAGGAGAGCUCCUCGGUGGCCUCAUGUUGGGGGCAUGAGACCCUCGGAGCACGUUGCCAGGGGGUGUUGGGCUGCUCUCUGUCCUGGGACAGGAGCAAAAGUCAUCCUUGUGCUUUCACCAGGGGAUGCUGAGCUGUAUUUAUCUUGACUGUUAAUCAGAAAGCUUCGUACGACGUGUCCAGAGCUCUAAAGCCAUUUUGUAAGAUAGCAGUAUCCCUUUUCUACAGCCUUAUUAAUGAGUAUCUUUAAAAAGAAGAAAAAAAAAAAAAAAACCAACCAUAAAUAGUUCAUUUCUUUCUGUGGUAUGAAACUUGUGUACUGCGAACAUAUGAACGUUUAGCAAAAACACAACUUACAGUUUUCUUAAAAAAAUCAACAAAAAAAAACCUACAAAAAAAAAAACCUGUCUGCUUUCCAUACGGUCUUUCCUCAGGUGCUAAAUAAGGGUUCCAAAAAUGGAUACUGCUUUAGGAGUUUCUGCUUUAUUCUUAAAAUACAUAUUUUUUUGCUUAGGUGUUGUAAAGAUAUUUUAACAAGAAUGUUUUUUUAAUGUAAAUAAGAUUGUGUCUUUAAUUUUUGUUUUAUCUCCUUUUUGUCUAUAUGGAAUAGUCUAAUUUUCAUUUUAUCCUUUUGAGAAGGACCCUCUUUAUGACCUUCCCUUGAAGACAUUUCAUUAAGUGUUGCUGCAUUUAAGAAUGAAUCUACAACUGUUCAUUGUCUUGGAUUAAUGCUGCUGCUGCUAUAAGUAACCCUGAAAAUCAAGAAUGUGUGAUGCACUUUUUUGUGGGUUUUUCUGUUGUUUUUUUUUGUUUAUUUUUUACAUGACCAUGUAGUUCCUCCGCGGAUGGUUGAACCCUCCUGUAACACAGCCACUGACCCCGCGGGCAGCGUCGGGCCAGGGGGAGCCGGGGCGAAGGAGAGGGCUGUACCUAAAUUUGGUGCUGACCUACGGAAAUUUCUAUGCAAACGCAAGCAAAGGAGAACUCUUUUAACUUGAGAGAACACUGUGCAUUUUUAUUUUUUAUUAUUUUUUUUGGUGGUUUGUUUGGUUUUUUUCUUUCUCUCCUUCCUUUUCUCAAGCUGCUAUUGGAAGGGUAGUGCAAAUCCCUGAGGUUUUCAACUUCUCCUUCCCCCACGGCUGGUGGUGCAGGAAAGAUGCCCGAGUAACUCGUAAGGUAGAAAAAAAUCUCAAAUCGAUUCCCGUCUCGUCUCCGGUUUUAGUAAUUUUGUUUUCUAUUUGAAUCUGUCUUUGGAAGGAAAUUGCUCAUCUCUGCGAAAAGAUCUUUUUAAUGCUUUAUCUCAAUGUGAAGUUGACCAGCAGUAUUAACCAUUGCGUGGCCUCCUUCCUGCCCGUGAGGGAGCAUUAGGCUCCUUCUCCAGCUGCCCAUGGGUGCCAGGGGGUGGUCGGUGCCCAGAGUUGGAUGUUUCCCAAAAAAAAAAAGUGAUGCCCGGCCAUCUCCCCAGCCAAAACCUGAUGGCUGAGGUGUUAAAGUAGUGGAGGAAGGUCCUCGCUGCAUCGAGGUGCUGCCGCGGGGCACGGGCAGGUCCAGAACCUCUUGUCUUCAUGGGUCACAGCUGGACCACCACGGGGAGGGAGGGAUUCAUUCUGUGAAGGAGGAGGAGAAAAAAGGGAAUUUACUUGACUACUUACAGAAGAUCCUUUAGGAAAACAAAGUACCUCUGUAAAGUGAGGGAAGAGUAAGGAAGGUCUAAAGUCGUGUAGGAAAAACGCUCGGGGAUUACAGCUGCCUGGAAAAUAGUCUAUAAAUACCAUAGGCCAGAACUCUGCCUGUUUCUUUAGUUUUUUCAGCAUUUUUAAUUUUUCUUAUCUUUUAUUUUUUAGCCAGCGUUUGCUCUUUUAAACACACACACGUGUGUGUGUGUGUGUGUACAUCUGACUCAAUGUGCCUUGCGUGUGUGCUUAGUCUCGCUGAGGAGCGUUUGUGGUGGGGGGUGGCGUGGGACGGGCGGGCUCCUGGCUGGUGGCACGAUGGCCGUGCCCCAUCUACAGUCCAGGGCUGGUCACUGUCCUGGUCACCCAUCCCAUGGACACGAGCCUCGGGCUCCAGCUUGCCUAGUGGCUGUCUUACAGUUUGGGGACAAUGUCCUGUGGGGUGGCACCUUUCCUUUCCUAACACGAGCCGUUUUCUGUGACUUUGGAGGGGACUUGGGGGGUGGGAGGGAGAAAAAGAGAAGCUGCUUUGCUGUUCUCCUGCGGACAGAAGUAAUCAUUGCUGAGCUUUGCCUGCAAAGCCAAAACAAGAGAGGGUCUGGAACGGGCUUUGCUCUGGAGUUAGGGCUCUCUGCGGCACUGGGGACCCCAUUACCUGGGGGAUGGAGAGGGGGGGACACAUUAUUCCCCUUCCAGGUUGUGGUUCUUGUUACUGUGGGGUUUUUUUUUUCAGUUUUAUUUUCUUUGUAAAGGAGGAGUAAACACGCCUUGCUUAAAGUUUAACGACGUAGAAAUGCUUAUGUUUGCAGUCAGUGACUCAGAAUACGAAGCUGUGCAAUUCUUGGUUUCUUCAUCUCUCUCCCGACUCACUCGCCCCAAAGUGUGAUUUCUGUCCGAGUCUUUCCGAACUUCUGCCACUGUAAAUGUGAAAGCUUGCUUGCAUUAUUUUUUAGAAAUGCAUUUUGCACACUCGGGUUUCGCUGAAGCUCCGUGAAAAAGGUUAGUUUGAAGCAGAUGAAUAAAGCUAUGCACAUGUUUUGAAAGUUUAAUUUGUGUCUCAUUACCAGAAGUGACUUAUCUGCCCUCUUUUGCAUUCCUGUGCUGUCAUUGCCUGCAUUAUCUUCACCAUCUUGGAGGGUAUGAUGUAAGGUGACAGUUCUUUGCUGACAGCCGUAGCAGAAAACUGGCGCUUCUUGAUUUUUUUAGUAGCCUUUCUCUCUCCUUUGCUUUCUCUGUAUCUCUCUGUAUAGCUAUAUAAAUAUAUAUAUUAUUUUUUUAUUUUAAAGAGCCUACUUUAGUAAUCGAAUUGGAGGGAGCGGGGUGUGCUGGCUUGUGUCUCAGAUACACGUUGUACCGUCGGAUGAACGAGUGCCCUGUUUCCCUCUGGUGGGGGGCAUGGCGGUGGUACCUGCCGGCCUCCCGCCCCAGGAGCUGUGAGGAGGGGAUGGAGAUGGGUGGGCCGCGUCGCAGGCCAACUCAAGGCUUCUAAUAACAAAAAAUGAAGCGCAGAGAAACCCUACCCUUGCGUAUUCCCACUGUGAGGCGGGAGGGACGGGCUCUCCCCGCCGUGGGGCUGUGGUCCAUGGCCCACCGGAGCGGAGGGAGGGCUCCCGCUGCUCUCCCGGGGUGAGAGCUUUAUUUCGGUUUUGUUUUCACGAGUUGGGUGCGUUGAGUUGCAGGUACCACCUUUUGGAAACUUGUUGCUUAGCCCAGAGCCUUUGCGCGGGAGAGGUGGGAUUUUGUGAUGGGAGAAGGACCCUGACAGCUUUCUCCUCGUGUUCCCUUCGCCAUGGCAGAAAUUUGUACUAACUUGACAGCUUUUUUUCAUACAGAACAGGGCUGCUUUUCUAUCUACCAUCACACGUGUACUUACACACCUUCAGCGGCUCGCCAGCCCCUGAAGGUCCUCAACUUGUUUCCCGGGGGGGGGGAUGGAUGCCCCUCUCUCCCCCCCCUUCCCUGAAUAUUUCAGUGUUAAGGGUGGUGCGAAAACACAACCGCGCGCUUCGACUCCGAGCUGGGGCUGGAGCCGUCUCCUCUCCUGCCCCCCCAUCCCCAAACCCCCAAAAUCCACCCCCCCCCCCCGUCGAUAAGUUCUCAUUUCGUUGGGUUUCCUGGUGUGUGUUCAAAUCGCUGCGAGGGGUUGUGCUCUUACCUGCUCAGGAGCUGAAUUACCUCUGACCCGCGGAGAGGGGCAGCCCCUCUUUGUCGUCGAUGUUGUAGUGUGCAACCGCACGGAUGGGUAAAGGGUAGUCUUUUUUUUUUGUUUUCUUCUCUUCUUCCCCCUCCCCGGUAAUUUCCGAGUAGGUUUCAUGCACUCUGUGUGCCCGGCUGGAAAAGGCGUCGGCGUUUUCCUGGUGGUGAGAGGGUGGCUUAGAAGAGUUAGUGUAAUACCUGCUGUAGCUGUGUCCGGCGCAGCCCCUUGCGCUGGUAUGGGUGAUGUCACGGACUGUAAGGAUAGGUAAUGUCCAUGAGCUGUAAUGGCAUGAUGUAUCUUUACCAAUGAUGUCAUAACUUCACACUAAAUGUUUAAAAAAAAAAAAAGGAAAAAAAAA
Messenger RNA from Calidris pugnax (ruff), 11215 nucleotides. RefSeq names its product nuclear fragile X mental retardation protein interacting protein 2 (gene NUFIP2). Lineage: Eukaryota; Metazoa; Chordata; Aves; Charadriiformes; Scolopacidae. Gene Ontology annotation, molecular function: RNA binding. The transcript has 4 exons. The coding region runs from base 1 to 1800 and encodes 599 amino acids. The record is from RefSeq and is a predicted model, not a curated record. Gene Ontology annotation, cellular component: cytoplasmic stress granule; nucleoplasm.